AUGGUAAGCAUUCCUUCGAACUGUGAAAGGAUGUUUAGUUAAUAUUUAAAUUAAAUGUGCUGAUUUAUAACUCACACCAAAAAUGUACCUCUACUAUUAAUGCUAUUCAUGAGAUCGUAACGUUUCAUGUCAGUUUUCAAAGUAGAAGUCAAUGAUAUCGCACUGGCAUUAUUGACUAGAAUAUCAAUUCCACCAAAUUUAGCGACAGCUUGUUGCACGGCAGUUCGUACUUGCGCUUCAUCACGAACAUCAACAACACAGGCCAAUGCUUUACCGCCCGCUUUUUCAACUAUUAGAAUAUAUGUAUUUAUUUUAUACAUGCGAAAUAUUUGCGAAACAUACUUGUAUGUAUGUAAAUAUAAAACAUUGUGUGGCGAUUUCUUUACUCACUUUCUUCUGCGGCUGUGUAAAUAGUACCUGGCAAAUUGGGAUGUGGAUCAGCUGUUUUGGCUGCUACUACAACAUUAGCACCGUCUCGCGCAGCUUUUAGCGCGAUUGCCUUACCAAUUCCACGAGACGCUCCCGUAAUAAAUAAUGUUCUACCACGUAAAGUGCUAAAUUUAUAAAAUUUAUGAGUAUUUAAAGUGCCAAGUGUUGCAAUUUCUUUACCCAACGUUCUGCAUUAUAAUUUAUGUAUAUAAAUAAUUUCAUCUACUCGCAAGCCUUCAAUGAAUACAACUGAACUAUAUGGCUAACAAAAUAUUAACGCAACAAAAGUAGCUGUGAACAGGUUGUUGUAAAGAGGGCAAAGUGUACGGCUGAAGAUAACGAAGAGAGCUUUUAUAAAAAAGUUAAUAUGUAUAUUCUUCUAUGAGUACAUAUCAUAUUUACGAAAACAUAUAUGUACAUAUGUAUAUGCAAAGAAUAAGUGUCAAUAGUAAAUGUAGUGUUAUUUUAAAUAUAUAUGUAAAAGUCGUACACGGAAAACAUCAUGUUAGAGAAUGAAAUGUUGGCGCUGCAAAAUCAAUUAACCAUCGCACGCAAUGAAAUCAACAAAUUGAGACAACAAGUGCGCAAUUUGCAACACGUUCAAAGAAAGGAUAUUGAUAGUGUGGCCCGUUUGCUUCGAGAAUUUCGUUGCGAGGGUUGUCGUCGCCAAACUGCAGAGGAAAACACCCGCAAUAGCAAUGUAUCACCCAAGCAAAAUCAGCAGUUAGAUGACUUAAACGCAGAGGCGUUCAGUGGUGUGCAUUGGCAGCAAAUCGGCGUGAUACGUACGGCAUUUCCAGAAAAACGUGGUGUACCUCGACAGUCGAGUGUAGGUGGUCGGUUGCGUGGCAUUGUUGAGUUGAACUCCGAUACUUUUACAAAUCCAGAACAUGCAUUGGACGGCCUAGAAGAAUACUCACAUAUGUGGCUAAUUUACCAUUUUCAUAGAAACAAUGCACAUCCGAAGGCCAAGGUCGCACCGCCGCGUUUAGGUGGUGAGCGUGUGGGUGUAUUUUCCACACGUUCACCGCAUCGUCCCUGCCCAAUCGGUUUGUCCUUGGUGGAAAUUGAAAAAGUGGAAGGAGCAACGAUUACAUUCUUCGGAACCGAUAUGGUUGAUGGUACACCACUGCUUGAUAUUAAACCAUUUAUACCGUUUUAUGAUUCGCCAGCUUUGCCAAUGGACUCUGGUCGCAUUUCUGUUGGUCCGCUGGAAACACUUGAUUUUUAUGAUUCGCGCCAAGAGCCGGAUGGUGAAGAAUCAGAGCUUGAAUUGCUUGCAGCUGGUGCUACAGGAGGAAGUAAUAGUAGUAGUGAUGAUACUGUUGGGGGUAGCGGUGGUAGUGGUGUAGGGAAUUAUCAUAGUUCAACACCUCCCAAUAUAGUUAACCACAUUUCACCGCCGUUGAGUGCUGUAAAAGUACCCAAUUGGGUUGCUGGAAGUCAUCGGUUAAAGGUUUGCUUUAAUGAGCGCGCCGAAACCCAAUUACAAGAGUUACAAGUCAAUCGACAAUGCAUAAUAGACAUUUUAGAAACCGAUCCGCGUUCUGUGUAUUUGCGUACAAAAUAUGGUUCACAAAUAUUCACAUUUCAAUUAAGCGAAGUAACUGUCACAUGUAAAUUCGAUGACAAAGCCGCAAUGGUAACAGUGGUGCAAAUCCGUAGAACGGAAAAUGUGCAGGACGAAGAAGUGGCAGAGUGAAAACGAAUUCCUUCGCGUAAAUACAUAUUUAUAUAAUUAUGUAAAAAUGUUGGAGGAUUUUAAUUCAAACGAUCUAUACAUAUGGUUGACACAGAUAGUGGAGCUCAAGUUAAAUUAAAACGAAAAUAUUAAAGUAGUAUAUGCAUAUAUCACAUGGUCACACACAAUCUUCAUCGCUCCUGCAUAUUUAGCCAAACUGCAGUUGCUACAGUGCGUAUUUAAGUUAAUCAAUCGUCAAUCGUUGCCAACUGCAGCUAUGUUAAUAAAAUUCUGUUUUACAACGGUUGGCAUAAAUAUUCCAUUUCAACUGCUGUGCUUGUUUGUAUUUUAAA
Molecule: messenger RNA, 2463 nt
Organism: Bactrocera oleae (olive fruit fly)
Lineage: Eukaryota; Metazoa; Arthropoda; Insecta; Diptera; Tephritidae
Source: RefSeq, a predicted model, not a curated record